Messenger RNA from Porites lobata, 7450 nucleotides. The record is from the annotation of a GenBank genome assembly. Lineage: Eukaryota; Metazoa; Cnidaria; Anthozoa; Scleractinia; Poritidae.
GACGGAAGGCUUCAUGCGAUGGAAGCGUUCAACCAGGCAUACGAAGAAAUAACCGGAGCUAAUUUCUUUAAGGUGAGCGAUAGCAUUAAUUGUGACGUGAAAAAUAGGGGUUCGAAAUACUGGACAAAAAUAUUUAGGUGAGCAGCGGUAUAUAUAUUCAAAACAUUCGAACCCAUCGGACAAAGAAAAAAAUCAAAUCAAUUUUAACACCUCGAGUAUCAAAAAGGAAAGUUGCUCAAUAUCUUGUAAUUUAUUUUGUUAAUAAAAUGAUAUUUCACUGCGGCCAAAUUUUUCCUAAGAAUAGACUGAAACUUCUACACGUGGCGAGGCUUUUUUGGUUCGCGCAAAGCAGACGUAAUUGUGCGAGCAUGUUUCGAAACUUUAAGAGUAUCAAGUUGCGGUCGAAUAAUGAGCUUCUGGGGCCUGCUUGCCUCCCAUGCAAUUUCGUGCAGAAGUCGGAACAGUCGGUGUUUAACGAUAAUUUAUUUAGGUUUAGAGCUACAACUAAUACCGAAUCAUAUCAAAUCUCUAGCUUGUUGUUAAUGAUUAUAGCUUCUCGAACCGCCAAGAAGUAGUUUCUAUACGGAACAGGAAGAUCACGUCAUCAGUUGGAUUGAUUGAUGGUUACACAAACUAAGUUUGCCACUGUUCCAAUUAAAAAUAGUUUGAAUCAAUUCACUGUAGAAAGUGGAUAUUUGGUGAACAGUUAGUCUUGUUUCAGAAAUACUUAUUGUUAAGACCGUGCCGUGACUAGGAAAAAAUGGGCGGUCGUCAUCGUUGACAACAAGAUUAAUUUUUUUCCUGAGAAUUUUGCAAAAACGGACGAUUUAUACCCGUGUCUCUAAUUAUCAACUUACAAAGUAUUACCAGUUUUUGUAAGUUUUCUUUCUUUUCUUAGCUAUUGUUAUUAUUAUUUUUUAUUUUGUAUUUUAACCUUGGCCUCUUGCUCAACAGUGUUUUUGUGCAAAUAGUUCCGGGGGAUACACCGUUUCUUUGACAUUAUAUUGAUCGAGUUGGUACAAUGGCACUGACCAUUUUAAUGAUUAGUGAAACGUUUCGUGUAUAUUGUUUUUAUACAGAAUGCAAAUUCAUCAAAAGCCUCUCAAAUAUUCUGCGAAAAAUCAUCGCCAAAAGACCGAACUAGCGAUAUAAAUCUUCUUUACAAGAUCUCCUCAAUGUUGGACAAGGUGCGUUUAGGCCACUGAUUCUGUAGGUAUUUUUUUAGCUUUUAAUUCUUUGUAAAUUGAAUUUCCUAAAUUUUCCCUAGAAACUCUUCCCACGUGGCAACAAGUAUGAUUGCUACGUUCUCGACAUCAAAGCGAGUCUUAGUGAGACUCCACGGGAAAUCGCUUCAGUAGGGCCGCUCUGAACGUAGCAUCUCCCGGUUCAGUUCUUAGUUCACUUGCAACAACUCGGAGUUGAAACUGAAAAAAAACGAAAGACAGAAGGUUAGCGGCAACUGAAAAAUUUUCUACAAGGCCAAGAGCAUGCGAUGCGCAAACACAGACUCCACAGCGCCUUGCAAAUGAAUUUAAAAUAACGAUGAUAAAGAUUUUUUUCUAUUCAAGACGAGAUUAAUGUUUUUUUUUUUAAAAAAAGAUUUUAAAAAUCAGAUAUAUCAUUUUUUUCCCCAAUAAUCGUUGAAUUCAAUUUUCUUCGAUUUUUUUAAACAGAAAAAUUCCAGCUCCACAACUUAUCCGGAAGAUGACGUCUUUGAAGAUCGUGACGGAACAGAUGUCAGUGAUAUUGACGUCAGCGGAGAGCAGAGUUAUUCGCAUGCACUUGGUAAUGAAGAGCGGCGGACAUGCCUUAAGGUAUAUACCUCUUGUUUGUGAUGAUUUUCUAACCCUAAGGUCUUGUCUGUAUGAUGUCAACUUAGUUUAGAGAGGCCCAAAUAUGUUUUACUGUUGAACACUAAAAUCAUUUUGUUCAAUGCUUUUGGUUGUGCGGUGCUACAAACCUCAAUUUCCACAUUGUAGACACCUUUUUCACGGUUACCAGGACACAAAUGGGGUUACUUCGUAGACCAAAACAAUCCUCCCCCCUCUAGGAUGUUUGCUGCUUCCUACACUGUAGCUCGAACAGGUGUGCACAAAAUUGCAUGGAGGGAGUGGGGAGGGAGAGGUUUAUUUUCCUUUUAUUAAGUUAGCAAAACGUUAGAGAGGUCCUUAAGGGCGAAGUGUGUAAACUAAUUUUAAUUUUUUCGCCGAUUGAAGAUCUUCGGCAAAAUCAAUUAAGACGUUUGACUGAAACAUAGUCCCGCUAUUACGGACUGUUAACUACAUACUUACUCGAUGUCCCAAGAUUGUCCGCUAUAAAUGGAGUUGACUUGACUGUAGUGAGCAGGGGAUCCGCAACCUUGAAAAAGUUUAGAACACGAAAAUUUGUUCAAUAUCAAAAAUAGAAAGAAAAUAUUAGCGGUUACCAAUAAAGGAUAAGCCCGCCGACCUUUGUGGAGGUCUCGGACUAACAGAUGUCCGUCCCUGAAAAUAUCUUCAAUUUACAGACGGAAAUCGCUCUCAUGGGACAGACGCAAAAGCGUCCGUCUUACAGAGAUGUCUGUCUUACAGGGAGUCAAAAAAAAGGGAUUAGAGAAACGCAAGGGCCAACUUUAGGUGUCCGUUUUACAGAAGUGUCCGUCUUAUAGGGGUGUCCAUUAAGAGAGAGCUCGAGUCGACUGUAUUCUGAUAUUUAAUUUACUAUUCCAAAGUCUACUAUGGACGGUAUAUCCCUUCUCUCACAUUACCAUCUGUUAUCGAUUGUCGAUCUAUUACCACAGGACAAAAGUGGCGAUAUUUUCACGACUAGUAACGGGAGAGUAGACUUGACAGAAGAGGAGAAAGAAACGUUUGCAUCUGAGGGCUUGCCUUUGCCCAACAGAGCACCGCUAACAAAGGUCGGUAUAACUCAGGCUACUGUAUCUAUAAACAAUAAGGGUGGACACUGGUGCUUUGGUUCUAAUUCAGUUGCUGACAAAGAAUAGCGCUUUCCUAGCUUUUGCAAAACUAAUCAGAAAUAGAAACUGAUUAAAACAAGAUCAUAUAUGUGGUCAACUUUCUGCCUUAAGAUACAUGGCGGGUAAAAGCAGACUUGUUUCUCGAUUCCGCUUCGGAUCCUUAGCUACGACCGAAAAAAGAACACGUCUGCGUUCGCAAGCUUUAAAUUAUCCGGUUGAAAAUCACGCGCGUAAAACUUUCAAAAUUGAAUCUGAAUUUUGUAUUGCAAAAAGGACCGUCUCUAAUGUUUAUAUUCAACACAACUGGAGAAACCAAAUGAGAAAGAAAAAUUGUUGAGGCUUCCCAUAGCCAAACGGAAUGGUGCAAACUAUAUUUGAUUGUACAAUCAGCAUCUUCACGGUUUCCUCAAAAAUUUGGUAAAUACCCUUAUGGUCGACGUUCAGUUAUUUUACUUUGACUCUCUUUGAGGUGGACGGGGCAAUCCCAACCAUCAUGCACUUAUUGGCAAUUAUGUAUGCAUGCAUGGCGAGGGGUUCACCGUAACUUGAAAUGACUUUCUCGGAAAAGCCUUUGCCACUGCAUGUUGUAUUUCAAGUCAGUAAUUUCUCAUUCAUAUUCCGCUGUUUACAUUCUAGGCAGAGGAAAGAGCCCUUAAGAGAAUACGAAGAAAAAUUAAGAACAAGGUAGGCAAGAUCCGAAGAUUUUUCAAACAUAGCUGUAUAUAGUCCAGCAGCAGAAAUGGUUUAAGCUCUCUGAUAUAAUAUAUCAACUGCUUGAAAAUUAUCAAAUGAUCCUGCCAAGGUGCAUACAAAAAUAACUUAACUGUGUGAUGUGAAUUUGUUUAUUCUUCUAGCUUUCCGCCCAAGAAAGUCGGAGAAAGAAGAAAGAGUAUGUCGAAGGUUUGGAGAAAAGGUUGGUAGUCAAGUCAGGUGCAAAAAAGGAAAAUUUGCAACCCUUUUAUAUAGCUUCCAUUUUUGACAGGAAAGGUACCCCUUUCGUAUACCCUCUAUUCAUAAAAAAGGCACCCUUUCAAAUACCUAGUUUAGAUUUUUUGCAUUCCUUUUAGGUGCUGUAAAUAUCCUGACUGACUGACUGACUAGAAUUUUCUUUUUACUUCAGAGUUGAAUCUUGUAACACGGAGAACAGUAUUCUUCAGCAAAAAGUAGAUUCUUUGGAAACAACCGUAAGGUUAGCGUGAAACAAUAUUUAACUACCGUGUCUUGAGGGAAAAACUUUUGUUUCCGAGGGUGGAACCGAGGAAAACAAAAUUAACUGGUUUCCCGAGGAACCAGUCAUUAAUUGAUCUCUUGUGUGGCCCACACACACAAAAAAAAUUUUACGUUUCCAAGUGGUUCACGAAAGUAAUGAUUCCCCUGUAAGAUGAAUUUAUCUGCAGUUUAUGUUUUGAGACGCGUUCAGCGAAUAGAACCGAAUACUAUAUAUCAUGUGCUUUGAUAAUGCAGAGCUAUACGGUUCUUCUAAUGAGAGCAAAAAUUUGUCUAAUCGAACUUUUUAUAAUUAACAGUUCCAAAGUUUCGUCACCUUUGAUAGUUUCCGUACCGCUGCCGAGAAGUUUAGAAAGAUACUUUUCAGGACAAGUUAGGACACAUUUUUCCCUUGUGUUGUUCUUGUUUUUCCUGAUAAUCUUGGACAAUUUCCAUCCUUCACUUUGCAAUCAUGUUUUUGUUGAAUCGAAACUGUGUUCAGGUAACAAUGUUAUUCAUAUAUGAUUCUUUCUAUUCCUAUUCUGUUGCAUUGUCUAUAGAGCAUUGCUGACGGAACUGAAUAGACUACGUAAGGUUUCUUUGGAAAACGAAAGAAGAAAAACAAACGAGAUGAAAAGCACCGGAACACAAACAGGGACUUGUCUGAAAUGGUUAGUUAACUGGAGAGUUUUAACGCCAUUGUACGCUAAUGUUCGGUUAGAAUGAAACGAAAAUCCGGGGGUCCAUGGCUCCUAUAUAAAGGGGCGGGGAUGCACGUCAAAAAAUUUAAAGUAAACCCCUAAGGGAGGCCAAUGUGGGUGUGGCUCAAGCUUAAACUGACCCCUAAAGAAGACCAUACUAAAACAGACAUCACGGCAUUUUUGCAAAUUUCUUUAAGCAGGGCUCUGAGCGAUACCUGAAUGGCAAAAUAUAGUGACUUUCCGUGCUAGACCAAGUCCUAAGUGAGACCAAAAUUUGCAAUUUACACCCCUAAGCGAGACAUUGAUUAUCCCCGUCACUUUUUAUAUGAGAGUUCCUCCCCCGACGAAAAUCUGCAUAAAUCGAAGAAAAUUCUUUCGCAAGAUUAUCCUGGAGCUUCAUGAAGACUAGAGACAAUGGACUUGAAUACUGGCAGGAACUAAACAUAUUGCAAGCAUAUAAAAAUGUGCAUUUAAGAAACAACGAAUUUAGAACCCACAGACUGAAAUUUGGCCAAUAAGCAAAAAUGUUUUAAAAUAACAACCACUCUCUACUUCCCUAUAAUCAUUUACAGUUGACUCUCUCUUAACGGACACCUAGAGCUGGUCCCUGCCUUUCUUUACUCCCUUUAUUUGACUCUCUAUAAGACGGACACCUCUGUAAAAUGGACGCUUUUGUGCCGGUCACCAAGGUGUCUGUCAUAGAGAGAUUUGAUUGUAGGCUUAGCCUUAAGCUGAAUAUCGGAAUUCAAAUAUGAGUGUUUUUUAAUUACGUUAACUGAUUCUAAAGCUGAAGUCAGUGGUAUAAUACUUCUUAAUAUCAUUCGCAAUGAUCGUAGUAACAAACCUGGGUUACUCUCAUUAUUGAAAUAGUUUUGUUCUCUUUCUUUAUAUAGCCUCAUGAAAAAGAAAGCAAUUUACAGACAGACCAUUCCUGCUAGAUUGGACAGAAUGAGGGAAAACAAUAACCUCUAAGCCGUAUGCAAGAACUGGUGAUGCAAAGUACAACGGUUUUAGAACAUUUGCACGCUGGUCUACAAAACAUUACGAAGACUUGCUUUUUAUGCUCAGUCCGGAGUAAGCUCAGAAACAUCUCAAGUAGUAGCCAGGUGGUAGCUCAGUAGCGAAACCACUUCAGUUUAGAUCUUGAAAGGAACAGCGCGGGUUGGUUGGGGUAGGGGAAAUACAUCAGUUAAACAAGCACCUCUGGCUUGAGUGGGGUUGGGCUAAAUUAAAAGCCCAAAAUGACCUUGGAUUAACUGACUGUCUUGUACUAAGGCUCUUUUGUUAAAAUGUUCACGCAAUUUCUGGUAACCCAGGCAGUAUUUAGCCUGUUAUGGUAGGCACAGUAGUUAUUUGGCGCUUAAACAUCCAUGAGGUAAUACCUAUAUCGGGGGAAAUACCCAUGAUCAAGAGAUCAUAAUGGGAUUUGCCCUCGUUUAAUGGUUGGAACAAGUUUGCUUAACCUAUAUGGUUCUGGGAGGUGAAACUCUUUUUUCUUGGUCAAAGGAAGUCGACCGUUUACCUAUUGAACAUUCUAUAAAACAGCGAAAAACACCGUGCUAGAGAGAGAGAGAGAGACGGAGAAGACAAAUGUUUUGAAGAAAUAAUUAAUGUUUCUGAUCAAGUUAUAUAAUAAUUGCUUUUGAUAGCUGCAAAUAUGUAAAUAUUUUAAUUUUCUUCGGGCAAAAGGAAACUAAUUUGUACAAGAGAUUAUCGAUCGUCAGGAUUUAAAGUUUCGCCUUAAUUCUGGUAGCAUAUUGCAUAUGAGAAUUUUUUGAAACAGAAAUAGCAACCAAAAGAAGAAAAAUGAACGUUUAUCCUGUGCGGAAACAGGAGUGAAAAAGUAAAAUACAAUUAAAACUACAAAAACAUUUAUGUAUUUUUAGAAAUACUUUUAAAUUCAAAGAACAAUUUAAUUAAUGGCUAAUAUGAUUAAAAAUAAUGGUAACAUUCUGUAUGUAAUCAACUUUUCCAUAUCCUACGAGAAGAGGUUUCUCUUUUGCAUGGCUUUUAGCGUUUACGAAGUCAUUCGCGUAGCUUGUCUAACAAACCAACUACGCAAAGAGACAAGCCGCGCGAACGACUUCGUAUUAACGUUAAAAGCCAUGCAAUAGAGAAACCUCUCCUAACAGGGUACUUUUCCAAAUCUACCGUGCAUAAAUAGUUUCAGUAAUGGAUGGUGAUCAUAGAAUAAGAUAUCUUUGCUAGUUCCUACUUCUUAGAUGCUAGAACCAGAUUAUUAUGCCUCGACUCAAUUUUGUAAGCAUUUACUUAUCCAGAAACCUCGCCUUUUUACUGUGAGGUGGUCUAAAAGAAUUUCAUAUAUGAGAAAGGUAUUUUACCAAGAGAAUGAGAUUCUUUUAAUAACACUAUCCUUGUUCUAGUUUUCUCUGAGAGAUCCAUGGAAUAUGUCAUUUUUGACCAGAUAAUCCACUUUAACGUAUUGCGGUGUAUAUAUUUAGUAUUUACUGUUCGAAUAGACGACAAGAGAGACAUUUAUCAUAUUUUAAUAUGAUAGAUUCUUAUAGAGUUACUUUUAUUUACUUUGGCAACGGUAACAAGUUUUUAACAAAAAAUAAAAGCAACC